AUACAACAUCAUUGAACUUCAGAAAGGACAACAACACCAAUCCUCACCCAUCCCUAUACUUAUGCCUUUAAGUUACGUACCCAAGCUCAUCACAAAUAAACCUCAUAAACAAAAAUGACCACCUCAACCGAAAUCCCCCUCCCCACCCCCUUCAACGCCAUCCCCCGCUUGGACCUCACCCUGGGUCCCUCCCCGAUCCACCCCCUCCCCCGCAUCAGCGCCGACCUCACCACCGCCUCCAACCCGGUGAGUAUCUACGCCAAACGGGACGACCUCUCCUCGCACCUGGCGUAUGGGGGGAACAAAACCCGCAAACUGGAGUACAUUCUCGCGCCGGCGGUGACGCCUCCCAGUGCCAGCGAUGCCCAAUCGCCCCCACUACCCGUACUAUCCAACAACCACCACCACCCGCGGGCCUCAGAAUGGGAAAAGGCCACCACUUUAAUCUCCAUCGGCGGGCUGCAAUCCAACCACACGCGGCAAGUCGCCGCGUGCGCCGCCCACCUGGGGCUCAAAUGCCGCCUGAUCCAAGAGAACUGGGUCCCGGAUUAUACCGCCCACUCGCCGCAGUACGAUAAAGUGGGGAACCUGCAGCUCUCGCGACUGCUGGGGGCGGAUGUGCGGAUCCAUCUGCCGACGGAAUUCGGGAUUGGGCAUAAGGAGACACUCCGGAACCUGGAGCAGGAGUGUCGGGAGAUGGGGGAGGUGCCGUAUUAUAUCCCGGCGGGGGGCUCGGAUCAUCCGCUGGGAGGGUUGGGGUUUGCGCGGUGGGCGUUUGAGGUCCGGGCGCAGGAGGAGACCCUCGGAAAGAAAUUUGGGACGGUGGUGGUGUGUGCGGUGACGGGGGGCACGUUGGGGGGCAUGGUCGCUGGGUUCAAGUUGUUGAAGAGGUUGUAUCCGGAGGAUGAGCAUGAGCAGAAACGAGCAGUGGUGGGGAUUGAUGCUAGUGCGAAGCCGAAGGAGACGAAGGAGCAGGUGCUGCGCAUUGCGAGGGUGACUGCCGCACAGAUCGGUCUCGCCCCCGAGGAUAUUACCGAAGACGAUGUCUGUCUCGUCGAGGACUAUCAUGCCGGCGUGUACGGCGUCCCCGACAAGCAGACCUGGGAGGCCAUCGAGUAUGCCGCCCGCAUGGAGGCCUUCAUCACCGACCCCGUCUACGAGGGUAAGAGUUUCGCCGGCAUGGUCGAUUUGAUCCGCAAGGGCAAGAUCACCGGCAAUGUGCUGUAUGCCCAUCUUGGAGGGCAGUUGGCUUUGAAUGCCUACACUGAUGUCGGCGAGCGGAAGGAGUGAUUGGAUCAAUGUGCUGUGCUAUGCAAAGUGAUGGGGUAACUUAUGACAUUUACAGAGAGCAAUCCAAUGCA
Messenger RNA from Aspergillus saccharolyticus JOP 1030-1, 1361 nucleotides. RefSeq names its product putative 1-aminocyclopropane-1-carboxylate deaminase. The transcript has a single exon. Gene Ontology annotation, molecular function: 1-aminocyclopropane-1-carboxylate deaminase activity; pyridoxal phosphate binding; D-cysteine desulfhydrase activity. Gene Ontology annotation, biological process: amine catabolic process. The coding region runs from base 115 to 1290 and encodes 391 amino acids. The record is from RefSeq and is a predicted model, not a curated record. NCBI's taxonomy places the organism in Eukaryota, Fungi, Ascomycota, Eurotiomycetes, Eurotiales, Aspergillaceae.